AUGCGUGCCAUCGGUAUCCCGGAUGGCAAAUACGGGCCAAUUGAGAAUUUGGAAUCUCGAGAAGUACCCCGUCUCGGUACCCCCCCGGGACGGUGGAUCAAGAUUGCUGUAAAGGCGGUUUCUGUCAACCCACUGGACAUCAAAAUACGCCAGGGCACGUACGACGACACGCCAAACUACUACAAAGUCGUACGAUCAAUCAACCCGUAUUUGGAAAACUUCCACGCCAUGGGUGGCGACAUCUCCGGCAUUGUAACCGAGCUAGGCCCAGAUGCCAGCUUGUUCAAGGUCGGUGACGAGAUCUACGGGGUUGGGAGCGCUGUGCGAUGGGGCACGUACGCCGAGGAGGCCAUCAUCGACGAGACCAAGGCUGCCAUCAAGCCCAAGAGCCUCGACUGGACGCAGGCGGCGGCUAUGCCCCUGACGUACAACACGGCCUACGAGUCCAUCGUCGAGCGCCUCGAAGUGAAGAAGGGCGAGAAGGCGGGGCUGCUGAUCAUCAACGGAGGCGGCGGCGUUGGAGCCGUGGCCAUUCAAAUCGCAAGGCACGUCCUGAAGCUGCCCGUCGUGAUUGCGACGUGUUCAAGGCCCGAGACUGCCGAGUUUGCCAAGGCCAUGGGCGCCACGCAUAUCGUGAACCACCGCGAGGACAUUGUCCCGCAGAUUGCGGCUCUCGACCUGCCCCGUGAUGUGCCGCUCCGGUAUGCCUACAUUACCAGCCGCACGGAGCAGUACAUCCAUCCGAUCGGCGAGGUGCUCGCACCCUUUGGCAAGGUCUGCAGCGUCGUGCAGGCUCACUUUGACAUGUACGGGUCAAAGUUCAUGAGCAAGUCGUUGACCUUUAGUUGGUGCUGGCUAGGAACCGAGCCCUUUUACCGUCACUACACUUCCAUGGCCUCGACAGCCGGGUGGUCGUACCCGGAAAUGCACCACGAGUGGUUGACGGAGCUGGCCAGGCUGAUUGACGAGGGGGUGGUGAAGCCUCACCUGACAAGGAGAGCGAAACUCACACUGGAGGGCAUCAAAGAGGCGCACCGGUUCAUUGAGUCAGGCACAGCGAUCGGCAAGAUGGCCCUGGGCGUAGAUGACGAAGGCGAAGGCGAGGCAUUUCACUAG
This is a messenger RNA of Colletotrichum navitas, 1116 nucleotides long. RefSeq names its product quinone oxidoreductase. The record is from RefSeq and is a predicted model, not a curated record. Gene Ontology annotation, molecular function: oxidoreductase activity. The transcript has a single exon. Bases 1 to 1116 code for a protein of 371 amino acids. NCBI's taxonomy places the organism in Eukaryota, Fungi, Ascomycota, Sordariomycetes, Glomerellales, Glomerellaceae.